Messenger RNA from Tigriopus californicus, 1691 nucleotides. Its product is annotated as transmembrane protein 39A-A-like. The record is from RefSeq and is a predicted model, not a curated record. NCBI's taxonomy places the organism in Eukaryota, Metazoa, Arthropoda, Copepoda, Harpacticoida, Harpacticidae. Gene Ontology annotation, cellular component: membrane.
UUGUUGUUGAGCGCAAUAUAGUCCCAGAAUUUGAACAACCUCGAGCUAUCUUUCCGUAAUCCAAUCAGAAUCCAGAAAGCCCUUCCAAACCAAGCAGUUCCCAAGUUUCAAAGGCUGUCUGACUUUCUCCCUGGUCUUGUCAUUACGCUGUGAUAUUUCUGCAGAUUGGCCAAUAUGCGCCCGCGGGUUCUUCACCGACGUCACUUUCGUGGGAGUGGAGCCCAAUCCACGGCCACGCCUUCAUCCUCCUCCAAUGGACCAGCUUCAUCCAAUGGCAAUGCUAAACCCGGUCAGACUCGUGGAGACUCCGCCGGUCCGAUGCCUGGUUUCGCCACCUAUCAAGCGGCAAUGCACAGCAACCCGUCUGUGUUUGCGGCUUUGAAUAACAACCCCAUCAACUAUCCGUUGCCCUCUUUGCCCGCAGACGGUCAAGUCGUGUUUGAGCUCAUUAUCUUUGCCUACUCGAUGGUAGCCAUGCUUUUACAACAUCUUCACUUGUAUCGAAGUGUUUUCUGGCUUCCCCAUUCUUACAACACAGAGGCCGUGAAUUGGUAUCUCAUCGAAUGGAACAUCAUCAGUUUCGCCACUUUGUUCUUGGGACGUCGAAUCAUCUGGCUUUGCUUGAAGGGAUUGAUUACACUAAUCACUCCGAGUAAUUGGUCCCAAAGUUUCAUUAUCGUGGCUCGAAGCUUAGCUUCAUUGGGCAUUCUUGUGAAUUUAUUCUACAUCAUUUACGUGAUCCUUCUGAAAUAUCCUCUAGUCAAUCUUUUCUGUCUCAUUUAUCCCGUUGUACUCUACUUUGUGCUCUUUGGGCUAUCGGGCGAGCCCUUUCUGGAACUUAUUCCCAUCACGAGCCAAGGCAAGAUGAAACUCCAAGUGGAUCGGUCUGGCGUCUUUCGAAUCAAUUCACCCUUGGGAUCCUCGUCCACGAGUGCUACUCCAGAAAGUGUGCGAUCCGAAGUGGCCAUGCUUAAGACAGACUUCAACAUGAGGAUCAAGCAAGCCGCCUUCAAUUCUGUGUGUAGUGCGUAUUACACAACUUUUGUACCACUCUCUUUCACCUCGAGCUAUUUGUAUUACGAGAUCAGCUGGGUCAGCCGUCAUGUCAUCUUGGUCUGGGUGGGAUGCUUCACGUUGUACGCCUGUCAGUUGUUUCCAGCUGCUUACUCCCAUCUUAUGCAUAAGUCGUCCGUGUGCUCCCUUGGGAUUUGGAGCAAAAUUGAUGGCCGAUUGUCACAUAAUUUCUAUCACCAAUGGAGUCUCUCUUUUUGGUCGAAAGGUGUCAUCGUGAGACAUGGAAAGGAUCUUUAUCGCGGUGACGGCAUCGUAAAUGCGGCUGAGCCUGGAAAUAGCUCACAUACUCGAUUCUCGUGGCUUUUCUGCGACAUGAGUUUUCCGGCUCUGAUAUUGCUGGUGGUUCAAACCGGAUUGGUGGUCGCUCAACAUGUAUCGCUAAGUUUGUCCGUGUUUUGGUACAUGUUGAUCUCGGAGGCGAUCCUGCUCUUCGCCAAUUAUUAUGCUUGUUUCAAGUCAUUUCGGAAAUUCUAUGUCCUUUCCAAAGUUCAAUGUACCGAGGAAUCAUUUCUCAAAGGUGUCGAAGAGCACUUGAACUAGUAGAUCUUCGUGCUUAAUAUUUCUUUUUUGCUUAAAAAGCCCGAAUUGUCGUCAAAUAAAAAGUUAUCUCUGAUUGA